CUUUCGUAUUGUUCUGCUGUCACACCGUACGUUUACGUGGUAAGCUUUAAAUGAAUUGGACAGUUUGCUGUCUCCUGUCAGUACUCUUUUGUUGUGCCAUUGCCGUCGACGAGCCUUUGCGUGACGGCGAGUGUUGUCCACAAGGAUGUUCAUGCAGUCGUGUAGAAGUCAAUUGUCAGUCAAGAUCUUUGACUAGUUUACCAGCCGAGUUAGGCACGUGUGUACCUGUUACUAUCAAAAAAUUGAUGCUGAAUGGCAAUCGUCUUACUGAGAUUCGAGGAUCACCAUUUAUUCGUCUGAAAAGUCUUACCAUCCUGUAUCUGCACGAUAAUCAAAUUCAUCAUAUUGAUCAAGAUGCAUAUAAGGAAUUAAACUUGUUGGAAGUACUUACUCUUCACGAAAAUCAACUAUCAGACCUUCCUAUCGGAGUAUUUGAAUCUACACCAUCUAUGUUACGUUUGUACCUGUAUCGCAAUGUUAUCAAUCAACUUCGUCCUGGUAAUUUUGCUCCAAUGAGACACCUAACAAGAUUAUCGUUACUUGAUAAUAAGCUGAAAACAAUUCCAAAGAAUGCGUUCAAAGGUCUUUUCGCUCUCAAAGAGCUGUUUCUCCAAAUAAAUGAGAUCAGUAGUCUUCAAAUUGGAGCGUUUCAAAAUCUUACGAAUUUGCACUCACUAUUACUUAGCCACAACAAGCUUACAAGACUGGCUCUUGGAGUAUUCUAUGGUAUGGUGAAACUGCAGACACUUGCACUGGACAACAAUAAGAUAGACGAAAUCAACAGUCUAACGUUUGCUGAUGUGAUGUCUCUGAAGGACGUAGAUUUGAGUUAUAACUCACUUCGAAAGAUUACCGUGUUCUCCUUCACGCAGCUAACUGCUCUACGAAAACUAGAUCUUUCACACAAUAAAAUUGCUGAUAUUGAAAGAGGUGCAUUCUAUCGACAAGAGUCACUAAAUAUGCUUAAUUUACAGGGUAACAUGCUGAAGUACGUCAAUAGAGACAUCUUUCUCAACUUAGCGUUUCUAAAGCAACUGUACUUGCGUGAAAACAUGAUAAGGUAUUUACCGCCUGGAGCUUUUGAUGCAGCAGAGAGCUUGGAAGAAUUGAUGUUAUACGACAACGAGUUGACAAACAUCACCUGUGGCACAUUCAGGGGUCUGCAUAAACUGAAGAUGUUAAACUUGGGUGCGAAUCAAAUUGAAUGGAUAGCCGACGGAGCCUUUUCAGAGCUGAGAUCGCUCACUUACUUGUACGUGUAUUUCAACUACAUUUCUGUUAUCACGAAGGACAUGUUUGCCGGUCUCAGUCGACUUCAGUUUCUCCAGGUUCAAUGUAAUAGAAUCGAGUAUGUGGAAGAGAGCGCUUUCGCGAACCUCAACAGUUUGCUCGGCUUUGAGUUUGUUCAUCCCCUGUGUCCUAGUCUUUUACCUUGCGACUGCAAUUCAGUCUGGCUGCAAGACUGGAUUAGAGAGCGAAAGGACAAGUCGCAGAACAGAUUCUCCGGCGUCAUCUUCUGCGCCUCGCAGAAGACUAAUCAAAGUCAAUUUAACAUUCUGGAUUUGAACAAAGAGCUCUUUACUUGUGAGUUGCCUACUCUUUCUGUGCGCAAGAGUGUUGAGGUUGUACCGGUUGGAGGAUCAGUCACUUUGUCAUGCCAGUCGAGCCCGGCGUCGCGCUAUCAAUGGAGCAAGGCUGGAAAGCCGUACACGACGGGCGUCGGAAAGUGUGUUCCGUCCAGCGGACAGUUGGAGUUAAAAGACAUGAAGCAAGAGGACGGAGGGCAGUACGUAUGUCUCGGUAAAACUAAAAACUGGCUAGUCGCUGAGUGCAUUGACGUAGUUGUUUCUGUUCCUCCGUUUGUGUUACGUCGCAUUGAAGACGUGUAUUUGAGUGGCCCCGGUAAAACAGCUCAGUUCACGUGUGACGUCGACGGUACACCCAAACCGGAGAUUCUCUGGUUCAAGAACGGAAACGAGAUUGCAAGUUCAGAAAAGUUUGUCAAAGUAGGAGAGUACCUGUUCAUUCUGAACGCCGGACAAGAAGAUUCUGGCAAUUACAAGUGCAUCGCACGCAACCAGUUAGGAGAAGAAGUCACCCAGAAGGCCAGUCUUGUCGUAGGAAGAAAAGGCAUUUGCAGUCCAGCCUGCUCGAACGGUGGAACUUGUGUUGCCGUCCAGUUUGGUUGCAGCUGUCCUAUCGGAUUCGGAGGAGAUUUCUGCGAAGAGGGCAUGGAAGUCGAUCCCACUGCGUCAGGAAUCAGUGGCAUGAUGCCUACAAUUAGUGGCAUGGGGCCCGACAUCAGUGGCGACAUAAGUGGCGACAUUAGCGGACUAGAACCGGUCACCACCCCUCCGGCUGUGACUCCCGUCACAUCUGCGACUAGAGGCAUUAGCACCGUACCCACUAGAAUCGUCGCAUUGGACGGAACGCUACCGACGAACAACGACAUCGCUAACACAGUACCCGCCAAGAACAACGACAACGUUCCCGUCCAGAGAGCAAAGGGAAAAGGCGAGGGUGGCAGUGAGGUCCCACAAAGUAGCAAUAAAAGCAGCGGUGGUCGCUCAUCGAACCCUACGAAGGCUGGAGGCGAAGUCGCGGUGGGAAAAACCGAGAAGAAUCCUCGACCUGCGUAUCGUCGACGCCGCCGUGCAAAGAGAGCGCUUUUCAUUAGCGACUUGUAUCGUUUCAAGCGUCACUUUUCGCGCUCUUCCUGACUGUCGCGUUUCUUGGGGCACAGAUUGAUAAGUUGAGAACUACGACGCCUGACUGUCGCGUUUCUUGGAGCACAGAUUUAUAUGUUGGGAACUACGACGCUGGUAAUGCGAAUGUACUUGACGAAUGCAAAGUCACGAUAGUCUAUAUUAGCUUCGUUUCUAAGAGAUUCUAUGUUUUCCUUUCA
Molecule: messenger RNA, 2905 nt
Organism: Corticium candelabrum
Lineage: Eukaryota; Metazoa; Porifera; Homoscleromorpha; Homosclerophorida; Plakinidae
Product: leucine-rich repeats and immunoglobulin-like domains protein 1
Exons: 23
Coding region: 51-2720 (889 amino acids)
Cellular component (GO): extracellular matrix
Molecular function (GO): protein binding
Source: RefSeq, a predicted model, not a curated record